Messenger RNA from Thelazia callipaeda (thelaziosis nematode), 1563 nucleotides. The record is from the annotation of a GenBank genome assembly. Lineage: Eukaryota; Metazoa; Nematoda; Chromadorea; Rhabditida; Thelaziidae.
AUGAUUCACAUCGCUAUUCCCUCUACUCAAACAUUGGUAGAAGCAGAUGGAAGACAAAAGUAUGAUGCAUUUGAUAUUUAUGUUAAUGAUGCUUACCAUGCGAGCGUACGAUAUUCGCAUUUAUUAAAAUUGCAUGAAAAAUUGCAUGACUAUUUCGGGCAGAAAUUGAAGACACCUGACUUCCCAUCGAAAAAAUUAUUCCGGUCAUUAGAUGAAAAAGCUCUGAAUGAGCGAAGAAUUGCACUAGCUCGCUACUUCCAAGCAGUCGUUCAGCUUCAACAGAUUGCCCAACAUUUCAUCACAGAGAAUGCUUUCCUCAAUUUCCAAAUUGAAUCAUUUCGACCAUCAUCCAGUAAUGUUUCAGUUGAUAUUUUCAUGGCUGAUGGCACAAAAGAAACAGUUCGUUGUAAUGUCGAACAUCCUACUGAAAUUGUCUUAAAACGCUUUGCUAGCAACAUUGGUUUAUGUGUUGAAAAUAUAGGAAAUUUUGGUUUAUUUGUGGCAAAACGUCGAUAUGGAAUUGAUGAUGGCCGUUUUAUGCCAAGUUUUUCAACCAGCUAUCCAGAUUUACUUUGUAUUCGACUGUUACGAAAUUUCGAGUCUCCUUAUUUGUCAGUUCAUUUGUUAAACCAAAAAUCUGCUGCAGUCGGAGUUUUUUAUUUCAUCGUUAUUAAAAAAUUAAUUUGGGACCCAAGAGUUGAGGAAGAGCUCAUGGAUGAUCCAGGGGCUGUUCUGCUGCUGUACAAACAAGCCGUGAGUGAUCUACAUAAUGGUCAUUUCGUCCCUCGUCAAUUAGAAAUUAAGGAUCGCUUAUUAUCUCUAGAAGAACAAGGCAAUUGCUUGCAGUUUCUUCGCUUGUGUCGUUUAGAGCCAAAUUAUGGUUAUGAAGUGCUGAUGCCAUGUAUAAGUGAUUAUCCAAGGCACAGAACAGAAUGUAGUCUGAAAGUUGGUCGGCGUCAUAUUCUUCUGGAAUUUAAAAACGACGAAAAUAAGAUUUCUCGCGCUGAAUUUCGAGCUACAAGAAUUCGUGUGUGGCGAAUAUCUCAACAAGAUAAUGGCGACUUUAUGUUUUUGUUUGAAUAUUUGAUGUCAAGUGGAGAAUUUCAGUGGAUUGCUUUACGCACCAAUCAGGCCAUUUUGCUCUCUCUACUUCUUCAAUCUAUUGGCUUCGAAAUUCUUCAGGAACAUCGCUCAUUUCUGACAGGAUUUGAUGAUGGUGAUACUGCGAAAAAUGCUUUCAAAAUUUGUUCCCCGCAGGAUAUCUCAAAGAAUGUGUGUCCUGUUGUUUCAUUAUCUUCCAAAGUGUCUGAAAAGAAUGCGGAUAAGAAUGAUACGAUACCGCAAGUAGGGUGUGAAUCAAAUGUUAUAACGAAUAACAAUUGUGUAGAAGACGCUGGGAGCGAUAGUGGCAGUGUUCAGUCACUUGAAACAAUUGGUUUAAAUAUUCAUAAGACUCAUUCGGAGUCAGUUGUUACUGAUUUGACUGAAGAUGUCUUUAUCACAAUUUCGAAAGAAUUACCGUUGCGACAUGAAAUAUUCGAAAUAACUGAUGAUGAUUUGUGA